GCCAACUCCGCUCCCCGCGCACUCGGCUGCCCAGGCGCUCGGGACGCAGCAGCGGCGCUUCUCCGCGGGGCCGACCGCCCGCGAUGCCCGCUUAGGAGCGGCGGCAGCGGCCAGCAUCGCCACACCCGCGGCACAGCCCUCGCGGUCGCGGAGCGGGGCUCCAGCGUGCCCUCUGCCCCAGCCCCCACCCCGCCCCCCACCCUGAAAUGACUUGUUAAUCCGCGCAGACACCACCGAAGGGACUCACCGGAGUGGAAUCCAAGUGGAAUUUGGACCUGGAGAAGAGUUUCUUGAAGAUUUACUCCUUCCUUGUUGGUUUUCUUUCUUUCUUUCUUUCCUUUUUUCCUCUCCCCUUCUGCGCCUGUCAUUGGAGAUGAACACAGCGCGUUUGCAUCCCAGAAAGUAGUCGCCACGACUGUUACCCCAAAGAGACAAGCACACAUGUAGGAAUGACAAAGGCUUGCAAAGGAAGAGAGCGCAGCUUGCGGCCCGGAGAGAUCUCCUCGAUAAUGGAUUACUAAAUGGGAUACUCGCUCUACCAGCCCGCUCCGAGCCCCGGCCGCCUGCCCGUCGAUGCACCGAAAAGGGUGAAGUAGAGAAGUGAGGUCUCCCCGCUGAACUACUAUGAGGUCAGAAGCCUUGCUGCUGUAUUUCACACUGCUACACUUCGCUGGAGCUGGUUUCCCAGAAGAUUCUGAGCCAAUCAGUAUCUCGCAUGGCAACUAUACAAAACAGUAUCCGGUGUUUGUGGGCCACAAGCCAGGACGGAACACCACACAGAGGCACAGGCUGGACAUCCAGAUGAUCAUGAUCAUGAACAGGACCCUCUACAUUGCUGCUAGGGACCAUAUUUAUACUGUUGAUAUGGACGCCUCACACACAGAAGAAAUUUAUUGUAGCAAAAAACUGACAUGGAAAUCCAGACAGGCUGAUGUAGACACAUGCAGAAUGAAGGGAAAACAUAAGGAUGAGUGUCACAACUUCAUUAAAGUUCUUCUAAAGAAAAGCGAUGAUACCUUGUUUGUCUGUGGAACCAAUGCCUUCAACCCCUCCUGCAGAAACUAUAAGAUGGAUACUCUGGAACCUUCCGGGGAUGAAUUCAGCGGAAUGGCCAGAUGCCCUUAUGAUGCCAAACACGCCAACGUUGCACUGUUUGCAGAUGGAAAACUAUACUCAGCCACAGUGACUGACUUCCUUGCCAUUGAUGCGGUCAUUUACCGGAGUCUGGGAGACAGCCCAACCCUACGGACCGUCAAGCAUGAUUCCAAAUGGCUGAAAGAACCGUACUUUGUCCACGCAGUGGAUCACGGAGACUACAUCUACUUCUUCUUCAGGGAGAUAGCAGUGGAGUACAACACCAUGGGAAAGGUAGUUUUUCCAAGAGUGGCUCAGGUUUGUAAGAAUGACAUGGGAGGGUCUCAGAGAGUCCUGGAGAAACAGUGGACAUCUUUCCUGAAGGCUCGCCUGAACUGCUCAGUCCCCGGAGACUCUCAUUUUUAUUUUAACAUACUCCAGGCGGUCACAGACGUGAUUCAUAUCAAUGGCCGUGAUGUUGUCCUGGCAACCUUUUCCACACCUUACAACAGCAUCCCUGGGUCUGCAGUGUGUGCCUAUGACAUGCUUGACAUCGCCAAUGUGUUCACUGGGAGGUUCAAGGAACAGAAGUCUCCAGAUUCCACUUGGACACCAGUUCCUGAUGAACGAGUGCCCAAACCCAGGCCAGGUUGCUGCGCUGGCUCAUCAUCCUUAGAAAAAUAUGCAACCUCCAAUGAGUUUCCUGAUGAUACCCUGAACUUCAUCAAAACGCACCCACUCAUGGAUGAGGCUGUGCCUUCAGUCAUCAACAGGCCAUGGUUCCUGAGGACGAUGGUCAGAUACCGCCUGACCAAAAUUGCAGUGGACACUGCUGCUGGGCCCUAUCAGAACCACACUGUGGUUUUCCUGGGAUCAGAGAAGGGGAUCAUCUUGAAGUUCUUGGCCAGGAUAGGAAGCAGUGGUUUCCUAAAUGACAGCCUUUUCCUGGAGGAGAUGAGCGUUUACAACCCUGAAAAGUGCAGCUACGACGGGGUGGAGGACAAGAGGAUCAUGGGCAUGCAGCUGGACCGGGCCAGCAGCUCUCUGUACGUUGCAUUCUCCACCUGCGUGAUAAAGCUUCCCCUGGGCCGCUGCGAACGACACGGGAAGUGUAAAAAAACCUGUAUCGCCUCCAGAGACCCAUACUGUGGGUGGGUAAAGGAAGGAGGUUCCUGUGCCCAUCUGUCACCCAGCAGCAGACUGACUUUUGAACAGGACAUAGAACGUGGCAAUACAGAUGGCCUGGGAGACUGUCACAAUUCCUUCGUGGCCCUGAAUGACAUUUCAACUCCUCUUCCAGAUCAUGAAAUGUCUUACAACACAGUAUAUGGGCACGCCAGCUCCCUCUUGCCCAGCACCACCACGUCGGAUGCGGCGGCUCAGGAGGGGUAUGAGUCUAGGGCGGGAAAGCUGGACUGGAAGGACCUGCUGCACUCACCCGACAGCACAGACCCUUUGGGGGCGGUGUCUUCCCGUAAUCACCAAGACCAGAAGGGAGUGAUUCGGGAAAGUUACCUCAAAGGCCAUGACCAGCUCGUCCCUGUCACCCUCUUGGCCAUUGCGGUCAUUCUGGCUUUUGUCAUGGGGGCCGUGUUCUCCGGCAUCAUCGUCUACUGCGUCUGCGACCACAGGCGCAAAGACGUGUCCGCCGUGCAGCGCAAAGAAAAGGAGCUCAGCCACUCGCGCCGGGGCUCCAUGAGCAGCGUCACCAAGCUCAGCGGCCUCUUUGGGGACAGCCAGUCCAAAGACCCGAAGCCGGAGGCCAUCCUCACACCACUCAUGCACAACGGCAAGCUGGCCACCCCCGGCAACACCGCCAAGAUGCUCAUCAAGGCGGAUCAGCACCAUUUGGACCUGGCGGCCCUGCCCACCCCAGAGUCCACGCCAACCCUGCAGCAGAAGCGGAAGCCCAGCCGCGGCAGCCGCGAGUGGGAGAGGAACCAGAACCUCAUCAAUGCCUGCACCAAGGACAUGCCCCCCAUGGGCUCCCCCGUGAUCCCCACGGACCUGCCCCUCCGGGCCUCCCCCAGCCACAUCCCCAGCGUGGUGGUCCUGCCCAUCACGCAGCAGGGCUACCCGCACGAGUACGUGGACCAGCCCAAAAUGAGCGAGGUGGCCCAGAUGGCGCUGGAGGACCAGGCGGCCACCCUGGAGUAUAAGACCAUCAAGGAGCAUCUCAGCAGCAAGAGUCCCAACCACGGGGUGAACCUGGUGGAGAACCUGGACAGCCUGCCCCCCAAAGUCCCCCAGCGGGAGGCCUCCCUAGGUCCCCCGGGGGCCUCACUGUCUCAGACCGGCCUGAGCAAGCGGCUGGAAAUGCACCACUCCUCCUCCUACGGCCUUGACUAUAAGAGGAGCUACCCCACGAACUCGCUCACGCGAAGCCACCAGGCCACCACUCUCAAAAGAAACAAUACUAACUGCUCCAAUUCCUCCCACCUGUCCAGGAACCAGAGCUUUGGCCGGGGAGACAACCCGCCCCCCGCCCCGCAGCGGGUGGACUCCAUCCAGGCGCACGGCGCGCAGCCCGCCGGCCAGGCCGUGACUGUUUCGCGGCAGCCCAGCCUCAACACCUACAACUCGCUGACGAGGUCCGGGCUGAAGCGCACACCCUCGCUAAAGCCGGACGUGCCCCCCAAACCCUCCUUUGCCCCCCUUUCCACAUCCAUGAAGCCCAAUGACGCGUGUACAUAAUCCCAGGGGGAGGGGUCGGGUGUCGAACCAGCAGGAAAGGCCAGGCGCGCGCUCAGCUCGGCGAGGCCCUCCACUGCCCGAGUACCCACCAGACCAAGAUGGCCGCGCCGGAGCAGAGGACGCUGGGUCCCCCUCGGGGCCGCGGGGGGACUCUGGGAACUUGGGCCACGCGGUUUGGCGACGGUUUGCGACGCGGGACUCACCUCCAUUCUCGAACUUCACUCUCCCGAACACACCGUGCGACAGGUCGGACUCACGAAUGACUUCAAUUAUCAUCACCAACAUGAGCCAAAAGCACAUAGCCACCCACCCCCACCCCCACACGCAUGCGCGCGCAUCCUGCGCGCGCGCGCGCACGCUCUCACACCCACGCGCGCGCGCGCACACACAGGUGACGACGGCAACGUUUUUUGUCCGUGACCCCACGGGGCGCUGCCAGACAGGGCUGGCGUUCCACCUGCGAAACACAAAUACAUUUUUUAAAAAUCAUGAAAAUUGAAAAGACAAAAAAAUACUUCAUUGAUAAUUCUAACUCAGACUUUAACAAUGGCAGAAGUUUACUAUGCUCAGAUACUGUGAAAUGCCCACCAGUGUUACAGCUUUCUGUUAUUAGCAGAUUAAUGCCAUGUUGGGCAACUAUGUCAUAGAUUUCUGCUCCUCUCUUUUAAUGAAAUAACGUGACCGUUAACGCAAGUAACUUUAUUUAUUGUUCACCCGUUUUUUUCCUUAAGGAAAGGACACUUCCAUAUACCAUCCUAUGAACAGCUCUUCAGAAAGCCCCUUGAAAAUUAAACUAUUUAACGUGAAAUCCAUUAACUGGAAUAAUUGAGUUUAUUUUUACAAUAAAUUCACUGAGUAAAUAAGUCGGAGCUGGAAUUCUGAGCUUUGUGUUUGGACUGUCUGAUCUCUAGCUAAAGGAAAAAGUUGACAGGGGAAUACUUAUUCAGAUCAACCAGUUACUUUGCUGGUCAGGUCUCUGGCCUAUAACAUGCAAAAAAUUAGUUUAAAAGUCCCUCCAGAGCCUAACUUCUAAAGCAGCCAGGAGAGGAACUUUUAGAAUGACACAUCCGCGUCCCAUUUCUGCCAACAUGGCUUUGUCAGUGGUUCCUACUUUCUGUGAAGGCAGCAGCUUGUGAUACCCAUCUCAUUUCACCUUGCAUGUGAGACAGCAAACGAAAUCCACUAAAGGUGUGAACUAAUUAAUACGCUGGCUGCUACCUUGCAUAAAUUAAUGGUUUGCUCACACGGGUUUUUCGUGGGGUUACAUCUGUGAAUAGCCUCUGUUCCACAUGUAAAUUUGUGCCUUACACCCUGAGUUGUGUACACUUGUAAACUGUCGUUAUGCUAAACUUUCCCCCACUUUUGAAAUAAAUGCAGAUAUUUAUUUGA
Molecule: messenger RNA, 5157 nt
Organism: Suricata suricatta (meerkat)
Lineage: Eukaryota; Metazoa; Chordata; Mammalia; Carnivora; Herpestidae
Gene: SEMA6A
Product: semaphorin 6A
Exons: 20
Coding region: 625-3768 (1047 amino acids)
Biological process (GO): neural crest cell migration; positive regulation of neuron migration; negative regulation of axon extension involved in axon guidance
Molecular function (GO): semaphorin receptor binding; chemorepellent activity
Source: RefSeq, a predicted model, not a curated record